Periophthalmus magnuspinnatus is the source of this 3632-nucleotide messenger RNA. It is a transcript of the gene slc44a5b, whose product is annotated as solute carrier family 44 member 5b. NCBI's taxonomy places the organism in Eukaryota, Metazoa, Chordata, Actinopteri, Gobiiformes, Gobiidae. The transcript has 22 exons. Gene Ontology annotation, molecular function: transmembrane transporter activity. Bases 150 to 2297 code for a protein of 715 amino acids. Gene Ontology annotation, biological process: transmembrane transport. The record is from RefSeq and is a predicted model, not a curated record. Gene Ontology annotation, cellular component: membrane.
CUGACGCUCGGCUGCGUGGUGGCCAAAGCAUCCUCAGAAACAGAGCAAACAGCGAAUCCUUUCAUUUUCCCUGUUUAUUUCAGUAUUUUCCUCGCAUAUGCUGUCCCAAAAACGUAGACGACGGAGCUGCGUUUCUCUCUUUACGUGCCAUGGCUAGAAAGACGGACACCCCCGCGUCCGAUUAUGGUGAACCACGCAAGUAUGACCCUAACUUCAGAGGGCCAAUCCAUAACAGGAGCUGCACGGACGUGGCCUGCUGUUUCAUAUUCAUCAUUGUCAUUAUUGGAUACAUCGCUUUGGGGACAGUGGCCUGGAGCUUUGGUGACCCCAGAAAGGUGGUUUAUCCGACAGACAGCAGGGGCCAGUUCUGUGGACAGAAGGGGAUACCCAAUUCAAACAAAACAAUAUUAUUCUACUUCAACAUUUUGAAAUGUGCCAAUCCUGCUGUUCUAAUUAACCUCCAGUGCCCUACAACUCAGCUCUGUGUCUCCAAGUGCCCAGACAGAUUCGCCAGAUUCCUGGACUCGCAGUCGGGUGCAAACUGGGAAUAUUACAAGCAGUUCUGCAAACCAGACUUUGUCCUUGGCAGUAAGCCAAAUUCAGAAGUAUUACGAGAUGAGGACUGUCCAUCCAUGAUUGUGCCAAGCAAACCUUUUCUUCAGCGGUGCUUCCCAGACUUCAACACCAGAAAUGGAAUUGUGACCGUAGCCAAUCAGACCGUCUUCAGGGAUGGGCUCAACAUUCUGAGAAAUAUCAGUGACCUCCAAGAUGCUGCAGUGGGUAUCAACAAUCUUCUGAAGGCCAAACAAGUUCUCACCAGGAUCAUUGAAGAUUAUGCAAAUACAUGGCACUGGAUUCUGAUUGGUCUGGUGAUCACCAUGGUGCUCAGUCUGCUCUUUAUUUUGCUUCUGCGCUACAUUGCCGGUGUGCUCCUAUGGCUUAUUAUCUUUGGUGUGGUGGGUGCCAUUGGUUAUGGUAUCUGGCAUUGUUACUGGGAGUAUAGCACCGUGAGCAAGACGCCAGGCUCUGAUAUGACCAUCUCUGAAAUUGGCUUCCAACAAGACUUUUCAGUUUACCUUAACCUCAGUCAAACUUGGCUUAUUUUCUUAUGCUUGCUUGCUGUAAUCGAGGGGAUCAUUGUGAUUGUGUUGAUAUUUCUGAGGAAAAGGAUAUGUAUUGCCAUAGCAUUACUAAAAGAGGCAAGUAGGGCCAUUGGAAACAUCAUGUCCACACUCUUUUACCCCCUCGUCACCUUUUUACUUGUGACCAUCUGCAUCGCCUACUGGGCUGUCACAGCAGUCUUCUUAGCAUCUUCAGGUGAAGCCAUCUACAAGGUCUCAUCACCAGAUGGCACAUGUAUGUAUGACAAUAGCACAUGUAACCCAACGAACUUUUCACAGAGCAACAUCUCCAAAGCGUGCCCAGGAUCACAGUGUAACUUUGCCUUCUAUGGAGGGGAGAGCUUGUACCAUAAGAACAUCCUAGUUUUUCAGUUCUGUAAUCUGUUUGCCUUUCUAUGGAUGGUCAACUUCACCAUCGCUCUGGGGCAGUGCACAUUGGCAGGCGCCUUUGCAUCAUAUUAUUGGGCUCUGAAAAAGCCAGAUGACAUCCCUCCAUGCCCACUGUUGUCGUCAUUCAGCAGGGCCAUACGUUUUCACACAGGAUCCCUUGCCUUUGGCUCCCUCAUCCUUGCCACAGUGCAAUUUAUCCGAAUUGUUCUGGAGGAUUUAGAUCAUAGGCUAAAAGGUGCACAGAACAAAUUUGCUAAGUACCUGCUUAAGUGUCUCAAAUGCUGUUUUUGGUGCUUGGAACAUUUCAUCAAGUUUUUAAAUCGAAAUGCAUACAUUAUGAUAGCAAUACAUGGAAAAAACUUUUGCACGUCAGCCAAGGAAGCGUUCUUCCUCCUGAUGAGGAAUAUUCUUAGGGUGGCAGUCUUGGAUAAAGUCACAGACUUCUUGCUUUUCUUGGGCAAACUGCUCAUUUCAGGAGGGGUUGGUGCUCUUGGAUUUUUUGUCUUCACACAUAGAAUACCAUACCUUCAGCAGCAUUUGCCAGUGCUGAACUACAUUUGGGUACCUGUUGUGACAAUUAUACUUGGAUCAUUCAUUGUUGCACAAGGCUUUUUCAAUGUUUAUUCCAUGUGUGUGGACACAUUGUUCCUCUGCUUUUUGUACGAUCUGGAGACAAACGAUGGCACGCCUGAACGACCCUACUACAUGGACAGCCCUCUGCGACGCAUCCUCAACAAGAAGAAUCUCAACAAGAAGAAUCUCAAACCGAGAAAGACGUCAGGAUGAAAGAAAGACUGACAGUGGAGGGAGAUGCAGUUUUUUUCCAAAAAAAAAAUUCACUCAGCAGCCUUUUUAUUCAUACACAAGCCUUUUGCACUAUGAAGACGUCAUUGUCCUCAUUUCAAAAUGUCUCAGUGAUUUCUUUUGUGAUUUCAUUUAUUGUAUUUAUUGUAUUUCUGUAAGUGAUUGUGUUUCUUUGCGUGUUUGUAAAUUUCCGACAUGAGCCAACAUCCUAUAUAGAAACUUAUAUUGUUGAGGUUUUGUUUUUUUAAUAGUUCUUGUAGUUGCCAGUUUUUGCCACAAGGUGAUGCCAGGUAUCAUCUAAAGUUCUUUUUAUUCUUUGUGGAUUUGAAGCAGUUUUGCUAUAGUUAACUAAUUGCUAAAUUGUCUCACGUUGAGAUAUAUAUUUUCCAUUUACUGACCAGUGUUUUCACUUUGAAGUUGUAAGGACAUAAUAGUAGAGCUGAACCAAGUGCUCUAUACUUAAGUGCCUAAUUUCUGAGGUUACCACUCAGCCUUUAAUUGUAUUGCAGCUCUCUGGUCAGGCCUUAAUACUUUCUGAAGAGGUUUCAAGGUGCUGAACUUGAUGUGUUUUUAUUAUAGUGUAAUAUGUGCCGUUAUUUGUUUCUGAAGUUACUCAGAUGAAAACUUUUUUUUUAAAUAACAGUUUGUAUUAGUAGUGCUGUUGGAUCAAAUCUUAAAAUAUCUUAAAGUUUAUAUAUUCUUCUGCAAAUGUUUCUAUACCAAAUAUUUAUUAUUACACAGUUUCUUUACAUGUAAUGUAUUACAGAUUCUUGUAUUUUGUUAUUUAUUAACAUUCCUUACAGUGCAGCUAUUCUUCUUUAAUAGAAUGUAAGAUUUAAAGAUGUAACUCAUCUUUUAAUCUAAGUAAUGUACAUUACAUUGUGUUAUUUGUAAAGUGGCAGUUCCCUGCUCGAUUGACCUGGUCGAAACAUGUGCAACAAAAUAAUUAAAAGCCAGUACUUAUCUGUCUGAUAUAACAUUAUACUGUUUAUGCUUUACCUACUUUCCCAGGUAAAGUUUUGAUUCUUACAAGAUGAUGAGAUAAGUCACAACAGUACCCCUGUGUUUUUACCGUUAGAUUCCUUUGGUCAACCACAGCCAACAAGUACACACAAGUAAAAGUACUCUUUGGUUACUGUGUGCGUCAGGCUGCCACCACAACAUUCAAGACACGCUCUGACGAUUCCAAUAGACAGAUUGAUGAGCUAAAGUGAUUUAUUUGGUCUUAUUUGAUGCUGCAAAAAUGUGUUUGUUUUGCCAAAGUACAUUUAUGUAACUAAUUUAACAUUUAUGUAUAUUGUUUACAAAGGCAGGCAC